CCAUCACCUCGAUGUGCUUGUUCCUUCUCUUUUCGUACAUGCGGACCCAUAAAUCGAUAACAAAUCGCCGUUCUAUUGACUCGUGGCCUGCCUGCUGGCAAGACGGUCUACGUCUCGUCUCUUCAGUCAACCAAUAACGAGGACAAUAGCGGGCAACUUGAAAAGGGCUUUUAGUACAAGGUUUCCAACUUUGCACCGUUAAUCUUGUCCGCACGUUUAUUUCAUCCAUGUACGGUCGAAAUACGGGGCAUGACAGAUACCCGUAUUCUCAGAACUCCGCAGCUUUCUAUCAUCGCUGGGACUAUCCUUGGGGCUUUAAUCCGGAUCAGGUAGCCUACAUAAAUCGCCGCUGGGUGGAUAGACAAUGGAGAAACCAACGGGCUGCGUUUGAUGCGAAUAGGAAUCAGAACGCGUAUAUUCCAGUAAAUCAAGUCCGGGAUACCUCAAUCUUUGUCUAUAGACCGCCAGGAGAUGAACGGCCAGUGGUAUUGAGCCACCCUACGUCAGCUUCACAAGCUCCCAUUCUUUACCACUGUACCCCGUGCGGACGCGAAUGCUGGCCUCCUGGACCUCCACCUCCACUCUUACCGCCACGACCACCUCCAGUCGAUUUCAAUGCUCCGAUUGAGCCGCCUCCAUACCCCUUUGCCUUCCAACCCAACUUUCUAAAUACUUCACGACAUCUCAAAAGACGACGAUUUCCAACCCACGCUGUACAAUUUCCGCCACCUCUACCUCCAUCAUUCAGAGGUAACUUCAAACAAACUCCCCGUUGGACACCAUUUGAAAGGGUCAGAUCAUGGAUUGACAAACGCCUCUCCCAGCCAAGACUUAACCCUUUGAUCGCGUAUACCUCUCAACGAUCCUAUCCAAUAAGCUGCGACCUUCGCUGUAAUCGCCCUUAUAUGGCAGCAAAAAGCCACCGACGGCACCGUGUCCUAACGUUUACCGAAUCUUUCGAGCCCGCGACUGUUCCUCCUGUAAACAUGAUGCGACUCUAUCACCCUCUCCUUCCUUGGUAUAUUGAGAUCAAAGCAAGAGAAGUUACCGGGAUUACGAUCUAUGAGUUGCUAUCUGUGCUCAUGCAGGAACUAAGCUGUAGAGUCACAGACCAAGAGUUUGACAGUCAGUGGGUUACUGGGGACGAAAGAGAAGCGAUCUUGCACGCUGCUCUGGAAAGGGAUGGGACCAGUGUAAUUCGAAGAGUUGAUUUUCUGAUGAAUCAAACAGUCUUCAAUGGUUUGGAAAAGGGCGAGAGUGGGAAGUGGAAAUUUCAUACUUCGGGGAACUAUACCGGAACGCACAAUAACAUAGAUACCUAG
Molecule: messenger RNA, 1322 nt
Organism: Marasmius oreades (fairy-ring Marasmius)
Lineage: Eukaryota; Fungi; Basidiomycota; Agaricomycetes; Agaricales; Marasmiaceae
Exons: 3
Coding region: 228-1322 (364 amino acids)
Source: RefSeq, a predicted model, not a curated record